AUGUCGACGCCGACCGUCACAUCCGCCGAUGAUGCGGGGUGGAGAUUCGCACAGUGCUUCGGUGACAAGGUCAGUUGGGUCGUGGUGGUGGCCCCUUCCGAUUCUAGGGCCCAGGGGCUCUUCUUCCAAGCCAUGCGACUGACUUGGUCCGGAUCUCUCUCGCAAUAGGGUGAAGUUGAGGAUAUCACCGAGGCUGAUAUCAUUUGUAAGUCCGGCAACGGGAAGGGGUCGCAGGUAGCCAGCGCAGGCAGACGGCCGUAUCGGUCAGCGUCAUCGGUCCGGAUCCAAAGGCCCUGCGUCCGGUCACCCUCGUCUCCAGGGGUAGCUCACAAGCCAUUGCGGAGAACUGACUUCAAAUUUGCUUCUCGGCCCGAACGAUUCCCACAAACCAUCACAGCCACGGUCGAGUUCGAUCACACGGGUGACUAUCUCGCAACGGGGGACAAGGGCGGCCGCGUUUGUGCUCUUUGAACGCAACGAGACCAAGAAGGGGUGCGAGUACAAGUUCUACACCGAGUUCCAGUCGCACGAACCGAGUUCGACUACCUCAAGUCGCUCGAGAUCGAGGAGAAGAUCAACAAGAUCCGAUGGUGCAAGAGGCAGAAUGCCGCCCACUUCCUGCUCUCGACCAAUGGCAAGUUGCAAGCAACCACUACCCCUUUCCUUCCGCAUGAUUCGGGACUCGUUUUCUUCUGGUCGGGGUGAUGUGGCGUUGGGAGUACUGCGACGCAUGCAUCUUGCUCGCAUCGUUUUCUCGGACCGGUACACUCGCGCCCCGUUGCCCACCCGCGCCCUUCCCGCGCCUGUGCGCCAGCCAACCCAGCCAGUUUGGGCCAGCCGGAGGCUCAGCGAGCGAGGCCGCUGCUUGUGCAAUUGGCAGACGCGGCGCGCGGGCGGGCGUCGCACCCCGCCUCCCGGUGGCAUCCACCACACACCACCGCGAACCCGCCGAGAUCACGUCCACCAUCCUUCAAAGCUCUGAGCUGACGACGUGUGCUGCUUCCCGACGAUCUUUACAGACAAGACAAUCAAACUGUGGAAGGUGUUUGAGAAAUCGCUCAAAGUCGUCGGCAGAGAACAAUGGCUCGAUCGCCUCCAACUCGAACGCGCUUGGCGGGGGAGCUCCACCUCGUCGCCGCCACCACCGCCUCCACCGAUCGCGAUCCGGGGCUGACGCCGUCCUCGCCAACGCGGGCAACGACCACUUCGAACGGGACACCGUACCUCCGAUUGCCGCGUAUGACCUACCACGACACGAUUGUCGCGGCCGUGCCGAGGAAGGUUAAUGCGAACGCGCAUGCGUACCAUAUCAACUCGAUCUCGAUCAACUCGGAUGGAGAGACCUACAUGAGUGCCGAUGAUCUGAGAGUUAACCUGUGGAACCUCAACAUUAGUGAUCAGAGCUUUAGUGAGUGCAAGGUCGCCUUGGGAAGGUCUGAACCGGAGCGGAGUCGACCGCCCGAGUCGAACAUCGCUGGCUCGAUGAGCUGAUCCAUGGUGCGCUUUUUUUGCAUUGACAGACAUCCUCGAUAUCAAACCCGUCAACAUGGGAGGAGCUGACCGAGGUCAUCACCGCGGCCCGAGUUUCACCCCAUCUCAUGCAACCUGUUUUGCUAUUCGAGUUCGAAAGGGACGGUCAAACUCGCCGACAUGCGGGAACAGGCCCUGUGUGAUAAGCAUGGCGAAGCGUGAGUCGAGACUGUAAUACGUGGGAAGGGUAUGGAUGAAUUGAAGGUGGGGCUGACUCUGGUCAUCGAUCACGGUGUCGCCAGUGUACGAAGAGGAGGAGGAUCCGUCGAACAAGUCCUUCUUCAGCGAGAUCAUCUCGUCCGUCUCGGACGUCAAGUUCUCCAAAGACGGGCGUUACAUUCUCUCGCGUGACUAUCUGACGCUCCGGAUCUGGGACAUCAACAUGGAAUCGCGACCUGUACAAACGAUCAACGUGCAUGACCAUCUGAGGUCCAAGCUGUGCGAUUUGUACGAGAACGAUUGCAUCUUUGACAAGUUCGAAUGCACAUUCUCUGGUGAUGGGCAGUGAGUUGUUCAUGAUUUCUGUGGUUGAUCAACGUGGAUCGGUGUACUGACCAGUUGAUUUUGCUCUGCGACCCUCGCGCCUCCACCCCUCUCCGCAUCAACAGACACUCCUUUCCGGCUCUUACAAACAACCAUUUCCACAUCUACGACAAGGAAGCGACGACCGACAUCGUCUUGCAGGCCGACAAGUCGGCGUUCAAGGCCAAGAAGAUUGGGGGCAACAAGGCCAAGCAAGGUGCGGGCGCCAAAGGCGCGCAGGGGGCCAACAAGAAGCCCAUCAUCGACGUCGAUUCGAUCGACUUUAAUAAGAAGAUUCUGCAUGGUCAGUACUUUAGCUGUGGGACGAGGAAAGUCUGGGACGAAUGAUGGAUGCUGAUGCUGAUUUUAUUGGGUGUGAUACAGCUUCUUGGCACCCACGGGAGAGCACGAUCGCGAUCGCCGCAACCAACAACUUGUUCCUGUCAGUACCGAUACUCACUACCAACGUCGUCUUUGUACCUACUGACUUCUGGUCUUGGUUUUUGACAGUUACUCACAAACGUCAUCGUCAAGUGGAGCGGGAGGACCACCUUAG
Microbotryum saponariae is the source of this 2608-nucleotide messenger RNA. Lineage: Eukaryota; Fungi; Basidiomycota; Microbotryomycetes; Microbotryales; Microbotryaceae. The record is from the annotation of a GenBank genome assembly.